AAUGUAAGUGAUUCACUGUCAGUGUCAAGUUAGUCCUGUAUUAAAUUUCACAUGUUAACUAGUUAAAAAUUAAUAAGAAACAAGAUGUUAAUUAAAGAAUACCGUGUUACCUUGCCCCUUACUGUUGAAGAGUAUCAAGUUGCUCAGCUAUUUAGUGUAGCCGAAGCCUCCAAAGAUAACACAGGUGGUGGUGAAGGAAUAGAAGUGUUAAAAAAUGAACCAUUUACCAAUUACCCACUGCUGGGUGGGAAAUAUAAUUCAGGCCAGUAUACUUACAAGAUUUAUCACUUAGCGAGCAAAGUGCCAGCAUUUAUUAGGCUCUUGGCGCCCAAAGGCAGUCUGGAGAUACAUGAGGAAGCGUGGAAUGCCUACCCCUAUUGUAAAACAGUCAUUACGAAUCCCGGUUACAUGAAGGACAACUUUGUUAUCUGCAUCGAGAGCAUGCACAUAGCAGACACAGGGAGACAGGAGAAUGUUCACGAAUUGCCCGCCGACAAGCUAAAGAUUCGUGAUGUUGUCUACAUCGACAUUGCCAAUGACCCUGUCAGCUCGGCUGACUACAAGCCCGACGAGGAUCCGCGCAAGUUCAAAUCGGAAAAGACGGGACGUGGACCUUUGGUGGGCGACUGGAAGGAUUCAGUCAAGCCAGUUAUGACCUGCUACAAGCUGGUGACGGUCGAGUUCAGAUGGUUUGGAUUGCAGUCACGAGUGGAAAGCUUUAUCCAGAAAUGUGAAAGGCGGCUGUUUACUAAUUUCCAUAGACAAGUGUUCUGUUGGAUGGACCGCUGGCACGGCCUGACGAUGGACGACAUCCGGCGCAUAGAGGAGAAGACCAAGGAGGAGCUGGAGGCGCUGCGAAAGACGGGCGAGGCGCGAGGAAUGAAGGCAGAGUCAGAUUAAUUUUUAAUCUUUAGCCAAAUCCGAAAACUACCUACCGGCAUACAUAGCUAAUUCGUUAAUCUAACGGAAACACGGUUAAUUCUCUACUAUAUCGGAAAUGAAACAAAAAA
Messenger RNA from Sitophilus oryzae (rice weevil), 1010 nucleotides. It is a transcript of the gene vib, whose product is annotated as phosphatidylinositol transfer protein alpha isoform. Gene Ontology annotation, biological process: phospholipid transport. Gene Ontology annotation, molecular function: phosphatidylcholine intramembrane carrier activity; phosphatidylinositol binding; phosphatidylcholine binding. The record is from RefSeq and is a predicted model, not a curated record. The coding region runs from base 85 to 900 and encodes 271 amino acids. Gene Ontology annotation, cellular component: cytoplasm. The transcript has 7 exons. Lineage: Eukaryota; Metazoa; Arthropoda; Insecta; Coleoptera; Curculionidae.